GUCACCCUCGAGGCAGCACAGAGCUGGCCAAGCAGCACUGACAUGAGCUCCAGAGGAUUCAAGUGGAGGUUCCAAGGCUUUGAGGUCAUAACUGAGCAGCCCUUAUGACCAACAUGAGCUGGAGCUUCCUCACCCGCCUGCUAGAAGAGAUUCACAAUCACUCCACCUUCGUGGGGAAGGUCUGGCUCACCGUGCUCAUCGUCUUCCGCAUCGUCCUGACGGCGGUGGGGGGCGAGUCCAUCUACUCCGAUGAGCAGAGCAAGUUCACCUGCAACACCAAGCAGCCGGGCUGCGACAACGUCUGCUACGACGCCUUCGCGCCGCUGUCGCACGUCAGGUUCUGGGUCUUCCAGAUCAUCAUGAUCUCCACGCCCUCCGUCAUGUACCUGGGCUACGCCAUCCACAGGAUCGCCCGCUCGGCCGAGGAGGAGAAGAAGUUCAAGGGGUUCAAGAAGAAGAAGCAGUUUGCCCUGAACUGGCAGGCCGUGAGGAACAUGGAGGACGCCAUGGAGGCCGACGAGGAGGAGCCCAUGAUCUCCGACGACGCGGCCGAGCACGAGAAAGCCAAGGCCAAGCCCAAGGAGCAGCAGAAGCACGACGGGAGGAGGCGCAUCCAGCAGGAGGGACUGAUGAAAAUCUACGUCUUCCAGCUCCUCACCCGGGCCUCCUUCGAGGUUUGCUUCUUGAUAGGGCAGUAUUUGCUCUACGGUUUCGAGGUGGAAGCGUAUUACGUCUGCAACAGGGUCCCUUGUCCCCACACCGUGGAUUGCUUCGUGUCCCGGCCCACGGAGAAAACAAUCUUCCUGCUGGUGAUGUAUGUGGUGAGCUGCCUGUGCCUGCUGCUGAACAUGUGCGAGAUGUUCCACCUGGGAUUCGGGACCAUCCGCGACGCCAUCCGCAACCGGAAAAUCAACAGCUUCCGGCAGCCCCCCUACAACUACGCCUACCCCAAAAACAUCUCCUGCCCUCCCGAGUACAACCUGGUCGUCAAAUCUGAGAAAUCCACCAAGAUCCCCAACAGCCUGAUGGCCCACGAGCAGAACUUGGCCAACGUGGCUCAGGAGCAGCAGUGCACCAGCCCCGACGAGAACCUGCCGGCGGAUCUGUCCACGCUGCACAAGCACCUGCGGGUGGCCCAGGAGCAGCUGGACAUCGCCUUCCAGAGCUACAGCAGCACCCAGGCCAACACACAGCCCUCUAGGACCAGCAGCCCCGCCUCGGGGGGCACCGUGGUGGAGCAGAACAGGGCCAACACCGCCCAGGAGAAACAAGGUGCUAAACCCAAGGCCUCGCUGGAGAAAGGCAGCUCCAGCAGUAAAGACGGGAAGACGUCGGUGUGGAUAUAACUCUGUCAGGAAGGAGAGAGGGCGGCGUGAGCCGGGUUUUUAUUUUGGGUUUUUUUCUGGUUUUCGGUGUUGUCUCGCGUUUGUUUCGCAGGGCACGGUUUUUGUGUGGGAGUCAAGAGAGUAAAAGGAGUUUUGGACUGAUUUAGUGCUGUCUUCCGUGCGUUAACAAAAGACAUUUCUUCCUUGUUUCCAACGUGUUCUCCAGCUGAGAAUCUCCAGUGAGUAUAACAGCAAACCCCCCAUCUCCCAGCCCCUGGGUCACCACGGAGCCCCCAGCAGAGACUGGACAAUGUGCUGGGGUGGAAAAGGAGCUGCUGGUGGCUCAGGAGAGAAGUGAGGCUGACAGGGAUCAGCCACCCUUCUGCAUGGCAAGGCUCCAGUGCUGCAGGCCAGGCAGUGUUUAAUUACUAAAUACCCUUAAUCAAAUUAAUUUCCCAUCCUUUGGUAAGAAAACCACUGACAUAUUGCACGGACCUUCGUGGCAGGCUCACAGCUGACCUGCCUGGACUGGCAGAUGCCAAGGAAAACCUCGUGGGAUGCUGUGAGCCAGAGAUGGCACCCAUGUCAGGUCUGGGGCAGGAACACAGCGACUGCCUCACACAGGGAGACCUAAAACCAGCUCCAAACAGGGCUGAAGGUUUCAUCUUUUCUUCCUCUGCAUCGAAGCAAAAAGCAAAUCUGCUCCAAACCCUCCGGAGCAGGAGCGAGCAGUGACAUUGAGUCCUACUGGUGCCUGUGUAGCACUUGCUACAGAUGUGAUGGGAAUUGUUGCAGUUACAGAGUUUUUAACAAACUGCUGCUUCACAUCAUCUGAAAGUGCCUUUAUGCAACCAGGAAAACAAAAAGGGUAAAGGGUUUAGACUCCUUUACUUGCUCAAUUUUAGACAAUUGGCGUCAGGAAAUUUGGUUUUUUCUGAUUAAUCGAGGAAAAGCACUAUUGGCAAAUUUGUUUUUCUGAUUAAUCAAACCCUUAUAAAUAGUGGCAGGUGGCAGAACUAUG
Messenger RNA from Sturnus vulgaris (Common starling), 2346 nucleotides. Lineage: Eukaryota; Metazoa; Chordata; Aves; Passeriformes; Sturnidae. The record is from RefSeq and is a predicted model, not a curated record.